CAGCGUGUCGAUGCAUAUCGAGUCUGUUUCAGUGAACAAAUUCGUGUUCACUUCUCGGGGUUUCCUUUUCUGCACGGCGUUUGUGGCUGGUCUCACAAAGUCAAGGAAAGCGAUGGCUGUGGAUCACGGACUCGGGAGGCAGCUGGAGGGAGCCAGCUCCCUCUCUCCUGAGCUCCGUGGCCUUGGGCAGGGCGCUCCGCUUUUCUGAUCCUCAUUCUCUGCGUGGGGAAAGGGGUCCCUGCCUCGUGGAGGUGCCGUAAGGGAGAAGCUGGGUUACGGGUGUCAGGUGCUGGGGAUCAGAAUUUAUUUACUUCUAUUUAUCCAACGCUUUCCCAGCAGCUUCCGAGGGAACCGAUGGAAUGGAGAAGGUCCUAUGGCCGCGCUCCAAAGAUGAUCCACCUGGAAUCCAACUUCGUUCAAUUCAAAGAGGAGCUGCUACCCAAAGAUGGAAACAAAGCUCUGCUCACUUUCCCCUUUCUUCAUAUUUAUUGGACGGAAUGCUGUGAUACUGAAGUGUAUAAAGCUACGGUAAAAGACGACCUUACCAAGUGGCAGAAUGUUCUGAAAGCUCAUAGCUCUGUGGACUGGCUCAUAGUGGUAGUUGAAAAUGAUGCCAAGAAAAAAAACAAAACCAACAUCCUUCCCCGAACUUCUAUUGUGGACAAAAUAAGAAACGAUUUUUGUAAUAAACAGAGUGACAGGUGUGUCGUGCUCUCCGACCCCUUGAAGGACUCUUCUCGAACUCAGGAAUCCUGGAAUGCCUUCCUGACCAAACUCAGGACCUCACUUCUUAUGUCUUUUACCAAAAACUUGGGCAAGUUUGAGGACGACAUGAGGACGUUGAGGGAGAAGAGGACAGAGCCAGGCUGGAGCUUCUGUGACUAUUUCAUGGUCCAGGAGGAACUGGCCUUUGUAUUUGAGAUGCUGCAGCAAUUCGAAGAUGCCCUCGUACAGUAUGAUGAACUGGACGCCCUGUUUUCUCAGUACGUCGUCAACUUUGGUGCUGGGGAUGGUGCCAACUGGCUGACUUUUUUCUGCCAGCCGGUGAAGAGCUGGAACGGACUGAUCCUCCGAAAGCCCAUAGACAUGGAGAAGCGGGAGUUGAUACAGAGGCAGGAAGCCACCCUGUUGGACCUGCGCAGUUACCUGUUCUCUCGCCAGUGCACCUUGCUUCUCUUCCUGCAGAGGCCGUGGGAGGUGGCCCAGCGCGCCCUGGAGCUGCUGCACGGCUGCGUGCAGGAGCUGAAGCUCCUGGAAGUCUCUGUCCCGCCUGGCGCUCUGGACUGCUGGGUGUUCCUGAGCUGUCUGGAGGUGCUGCAGAGGAUAGAAGGUUGCUGUGACCGGGCACAGAUAGACUCGAACAUUGCCCACACCGUGGGCUUAUGGAGCUAUGCCACCGAGAAGCUAAAGUCCUUGGGCUAUCUGUGCGGACUUGUGUCGGAAAAAGGACCUAACUCAGAGGACCUCAACAGGAUAGUUGAUCUUCUGGCAGGUUUGGGAGCUGAGCGACCCGAAACAGCCAACACAGCUCAGAGUCCUUAUAAGAAGCUCAAAGAAGCAUUAUCGUCAGUAGAAGCUUUUGAAAAACACUACUUAGAUCUGUCCCACGCGGCCAUCGAAAUGCACACGAGCAUCGGAAGGCUCCGGUCUGCUAAGUUUGUUGGGAAGGACCUGGCAGAGUUUUACAUGAGGAAAAAGUCUCCACAGAAGGCGGAAGUCUACCUUCAGGGAGCACUGAAGAACUACCUGGCUGAGGGCUGGGCGCUGCCCAUCACUCACACGAGGAAGCAACUCGCCGAGUGUCAGAAACACCUUGGACAGACCGAAAACUACCUUCAGACCAGUAGCCUUUUGGCCAGCGAUCACCACCUGACUGAGGACGAACGGAAGCACUUCUGCCGGGAGAUACUCAGCUUUGCCAGCCGACAGACGGACAGCCCAGGUCAGAAAAUAGUACUCCCUCUGCACUGUUUUGCACAACUGAGAGACCUCCAUUUUACCCCUUCCAACGCCGUGGUCCACGUGGGGGGGGUUCUGUCCGUGGAGAUCACCUUGUGCAGCCAGAUGCCCAUGCCCGUCCACGUGGAGCAGGUCGCCAUCAACGUCCACUUCAGCAUCGACAAAAACAACUACCGCAAGACCGCCGAGUGGCUGACCAAGCACAAGACGUCCAAUGGGACCAUUAACUUUCCGACAGAGACCUCGCCUCUCCCCGCACCGCAGAACAACUUACCCGCGCUGGAGUUGUAUGAGAUGUUUGAGAGAAGUCCUUCGGACAAUUCCUUGAACACAACGGGGAUCAUAUGCAAGAAUGUUCACAUGCUCCUGAGAAGGCAGGAGAGCAGCACUUCCCUAGAAACGUCCUCCGGUGUGGCUCUGGAGGACGGGGCCCACGUGCUGAAAUGUAGCGGUGUGACUCUGGAACCGGGGGCCAAUAGGAUAACGUUCAGGACGCAGGCCAGGGAGCCCGGAACGUACACGCUGCGGCAGCUGUGCGCCUCGGUGGGCCCGGUGCGCUUCGUCCUCCCUCACCUGUACCCCCCGGUGCAGUACGACGUGUACUCGCAGGAGCCGCAACUGCGCGUCGAGCCGCUGGCCGAUAGCCUUCUGGCUGGUAUCCCUCAGAAGGUAAAGUUCACUGUCACCACUGGCCAUUAUACAGUAAAAAACGGGGACAGCCUGCAGCUCAGCAACGCGGAAGCCAUGCUCAUCCUGUGUCACGCAGAGAACAGAGCAGUGAUCUACUCCAACACGAGAGAAAAGGCUUCUGAUGCAUUGCUCCGGGUUCAGUCGUCUGACAAGGUCACAAGCAUCAGUCUGCCCGCUGCUCCUGCGUACCACAUGAUUGAAUUUGAACUGGAAGUUCUCUCUUUACCUUCAGCUCCAGUAACUGGAGGAGAGAGCAGCGUGCUGGGGAUGACAGAGUCCCACAGGAAGCAUAAGGACACACAGAAAGCUGGCCAGUGCAUGGCUACCACAGACCACAAAGUGUCCAUUGACUGCCCGUGGUCCAUCUACUCCACCGUCAUCGCCCUGACCUUCAGCGUGCCCUUCAGGACCACACACUCUCUUCUAUCCGCCGGGACACGGAAGUACAUUCAAGUUUGUGUCCAGAAUUUGUCGGAACUUGACUUUGAGCUGUCGGACGGUCACCUCGUGGAUCCUGACAGUAACGCCGACCUACAGCUGGUGCCACUGAACGCGAAGUCCCCGCAGCACAUCCACAGCAAGCAGUCAGUGUUCUUUGUGUGGGAGCUGAAGUGGACGCGAGAGCCUCCCCCUUCUCUGCGCUGCCGGUUCUCCGUUGGAUCCUCCCCGGCUUCGGGAGGACGGCUCUCCAUCCCCUUAAAGCCGUACACUUACGAAUUUCAAGUGGAAAAUUUUUUCACGUUAUAUAACGUGAGAGCUGAGAUCCUGCCCCCUUCGGGAACGGAGCACUGUAGGACGGGCUCGCUCUGCUCCUUGGAGGUGUCCAUCACGCGGCUCUCCGACCUCUUGGAGGUGGAUAAGGAUGAGGCACUGACAGAAUCCGACGAGUAUUUUUCCACCAAGCUUAUGUAUGAAGUGGUCGACAACAGUAGCAACUGGGCGGUGUGUGGGAAAAGUUCUGGCGUCAUCUCCAUGCCUGUGGCCGCCCGGGCCACUCACCGCGUCCACAUGGAGGUGAUGCCCCUCUUUGCGGGUUACCUGCCCCUUCCCGACGUCAGGCUCUUCAAAUACCUCCCCCACCACUCCGCACACUCCUCGCAGCUGGACGCUGAUAGCUGGAUAGAGAGCGACGGGCUGUCGGUGGACAAGCACGUGGACGAGCAGCCGGACGGCGGCGGCGGCGGCGGCAGGUGCAGGGGCAGCGCGCACCUGGCCUCCGGCGGCGAGCACAGGGGUUUGCCCAUGCCCCGGCUGCAGGCGCUGCCUCCCGGCCAGGUCUUCAACGCCAGCGUGGGCACGCAGGUGCUGGUCAUCCCCAGCAAAGACGACCACGUCCUCGAAGUCAGCGUCACAUGACCAUGCCUCGGGUCCUCGCGCGCCCCGGGCCGUUCGUGAGUGCGCUUGAAGGGGUCCCGCCUCCUCUGCCCCCCAUCGUCACAUCCUAGCGCUAACCGGACUCUCGGUGAUUCUGCCUGGCCGUGGAGGCGUCAGAGAAUGUCAGUGAGCAGCCGGUCGGCCGAGUGACAGCGUCAUUUCCGUGUUGUCCGUGGUGUAAGAUUCCCCGUUAUUUCUUUUUUCCUCCCUGUCCUUGUGCCGGCGCCUCCGGGGUUUGCCUGGACCCCACCCCCGCCAGCCCUCUCCCUGCCCCUGGAAGGUCUGUGCCCUGCUCUCUCACCCGGCAGCCUCCCGGUCUGCCGGCUCCUUAUGGAGCCCGUGGGCCUUCCAGGGGGACACACGGCCACCCUCGCCGUCUUAGUGGUGACACGUGUGUGCCUUUCUGGGCACACGGCUGCCCUCUUUCUGGACCGGUUGGAUUUGUAAGGCUCCUGAGGGAUAAAACACCAUCCUUUGCCCAGAUGAGUUGUGCUUCUCUAGAAUAACACCCUUUGAGAGCGGGUCAGCGAGGCUGAGUGCUGGAGGGGGGAGGGAACUGAGCCCCUUCUGUGCCUUGGGACGUCACACUGGGAGGGCCUGGAGCCUCCGUUAGCUGGAGCCAUUUUAAGGUACUUUGGGGAGACUAGACCAGGGCCUAAGGGACCACUGGUACUGAAAUAGUUUAGGAAUAAACGUUUCUGGAACCCCUUUUCCCCAUGAUAUUGAUUGAAUUAUCAUAUGCACUUGGAAUUAAAUAUGUAUUUAUUUUAAUUAUCAUUACAUUGGGGGUUGGUACAUUGUUUUCUUCUCACCUUAAAAGUCUUUCCAUGUCAUUGUCGCUGUGUAAUCGAUACUUUCUUCUGCACCUUAAGUCCUAGAGGUUAAGAGGCUCCAUUUCAGUGGAGAUUGGCGGGGCCCUGUCAGUGUGCUUCUAGUCUGGCUGUGGGAAUGACGGAAGUCUUGGAAUAUUCUCUGCCGGUCCACUAAAAUUGCAGUCAUAACCGUACCAAUGGAUUAAUUUGCUCUCGGUUGUAAAUUUAAUUGUACAUAUGGUUGAUUUAUUAUUUUUAAAAGUACAGACUAACUGAUGUAAUGUUUAUGUAGAAGUUGCACCAAAAAUCAAGGACAAAAUAAAUGUGUGUUUGUUUUUA
Messenger RNA from Leopardus geoffroyi (Geoffroy's cat), 5174 nucleotides. RefSeq names its product trafficking protein particle complex subunit 10 (gene TRAPPC10). Bases 355 to 4005 code for a protein of 1216 amino acids. The record is from RefSeq and is a predicted model, not a curated record. Gene Ontology annotation, cellular component: TRAPPII protein complex. The transcript is spliced from 23 exons. Gene Ontology annotation, biological process: early endosome to Golgi transport; intra-Golgi vesicle-mediated transport. NCBI's taxonomy places the organism in Eukaryota, Metazoa, Chordata, Mammalia, Carnivora, Felidae.